AUGCUUCGUAAAAAUGUGAAACAACGUGUUAUACUCGAAACCACACCAAUAAUGAAAAUAUACGAAGAAGAGGUUGUCAAAGCGCAACUUUCAACACAGGCUCUAGCAACUAUACCAAUGGCGCGUGAAAUACAGGCUGGACUGGCACAAGCGCGACGUCAAAUAACACCCGUUCUGCCGACUUCAUCUACGUUUGAUAUCCCUGAUGCUUAUCAAGUAACAUCAAAAAGUGAAAAAUUUUUAUUUUCUGACACAUUGAUUCGUCGAAGAAAACGGAUGCUACUCUUCGGCAGUGUUACCCAACUGGAAUUGUUAUUUGAUAGCCCCACCAUUUUUAUGGAUGGAACGUUUAGUUCCACACCUCCAUUCUUCGAUCAGGUUUAUACGAUACACGCUAUGAAAUUUGGAACAAGUUUUCCGUGUGUGUUUGGUCUUCUACCAGACCGUAAAAAGUCGAUGUAUCAACAAUUAUUCAAAGUAUUACAAGAUUUGGCCAUUUCGAUGAAUCGUACAUUUAAACCAGAUCGUAUAUUGAGCGAUUUUGAGCCAAGUCUAAUUCCAGCCGUGGCCAGUGAAUUUCCUCAGGCUGUACAUAGUGGCUGCUUCUAUCAUUAUACACAAGCCAUUUAUCGACGUAUGCAAAUUUUAGGCUUAACAAUAGCUUAUUCACAGAAUGAUGAAAUUCGAAUUUGUUGUCGUAAACUUAUGGCAUUAGCACUACUGCCAUUGGAUAAAGUCGAGUGGGCAUUCCAUGAUUUACGUACAAAACCACCAGCAGCGGUGAACCAAACAUUACAUCAACUGUUUCUUUACUUUGAAAAACAAUGGAUGACCGAUGUACCAUUAGAAAUUUGGAAUGUACAAACAACAACUGUAAAGGUAUGAGUGACCCUCGUCUUUUCCAUCACUUUACCACCUAUCAUAUUAGGUUUUCAUAAUCGACUAAAUCAACGUAUCCAAAAAUCGCAUCCGAAUAUUUGAAAGUUCAUAAAAUGUCUUCAAAGUGAAGAAAAUCGAUUUCGUCACGUUCUUCUUCAAAUGAAUGCUGGAGCUCAAGCAAGGCCUAAAUCAGUAGCAACAAGUUCAAUUCAAAAAAGAAUCAACACACUCAAUAAUCGUUAUAACAAUGGUGAAGUCAAUGUCGAUGAAUUACUUGAUGGCUUAUCACUAAUUGUAGCCAAACAAAAGAGAUAAACAUCAAACAUUUAUUAUUAAUAUUGUCGUUGUUAUUAUUAUUAUUGUUCUUAACUUUUUCUUUAACUUCUUUUAUUUUUAGUCUACUAUGAACCUUGAAUUACUAAACAAAAAAUAUCAGUCCAACUAUUUCAGACUGUCUCCUUGAAUUCCUUCCAGCCUUCGACAUUUUUUUUCCACCUAAAUAUCAUUCGACACUUUUUUUUCGUCAUUCUUUUUCCGCGGUAUCGUUUUUCCAUCAAAGUAACAGUCGACGUUUCUUUUUCGAUCUUUUUACGUUUGACAUUUUUUUUUCGGUCUUUUUCUUUCGACAUUUCUCCUUUCGACAUAUUUUCUUUCUACCAAAUCAAUACAUACCAAAGAAAAGACGUGUAUCAUUGAAAUUGAUACCAAUGAUGGAUAUUAGGAAGUUCUACUAUCUAGAAUGAUUUGAGCAUGAUUGAACUAUCGGAUCAAAAGUUACAGUCAAAAUAGAGGCCGUCAUGGAAUUUCA
Molecule: messenger RNA, 1687 nt
Organism: Didymodactylos carnosus
Lineage: Eukaryota; Metazoa; Rotifera; Eurotatoria; Philodinida; Philodinidae
Source: the annotation of a GenBank genome assembly